AGCAAAGCGCAGUCACUUGUAGGAGUCGGCCGUCGUCGGACACAGAGCCAAAGAGAGAGAGAGAGGAGCCAUCCGUAGCCGAGCCAGAGAGGCAGCCGAACGAGCGAGCGAGUGUCGCGCGUGUGGUGUGUGUUGUGUGCGUGCGUGUGUGUGUGCGUGCGGGUGCGCGUGCGUGUGUGCGUGUUCCUCUCGUACGUGCCACCAGCAGCGCGCGCGCAGGAGCGGGCGCGAGCACAGGACGGACGGACACACGGUGUGACACAGACAGGGGGAGAGGUAUUCCGCUUCCGCGUUGCGCCGAGGAGCGCUCGCGCGAACUCGCAGCCGCAGGGGUCUCCUGAGACAGAGAGAAAGAGAGAGAGAGAGUGUGUGUGUGUGUUUUCUUCUUCUCGGGGACUAGAGCGUGUUUUGUGUCGCGCGCGCACGGCCACGCACGUGCCCCGACGUCCGGGGGAUUUAUGCCGAGAGAUCCCGCCCGAGAGAUCAAACCUGGAUGUAUUAACGCAAGGGCUAAGGUACAGCAUAACAGGACUCAUGAACCUCGCAACCAACCAGACGUCCGACACGACGUCCGACGCGCAGAGCAAUGGUCCCUACUUCGUCAACUUCAAUCAGGACUGCACGUCCUUGGCGGUGGGAUCGAAGUCGGGAUACAAACUUUACUCCAUCAGCUCCACCGGACACCUUGAGAAAAUAUAUGAAAAUGAUGAUGCAGACUUCGAGGACAUAUGCAUUGUUGAACGAUUGUUCAGCAGCAGUUUGGUGGCGAUCGUGAGUCUCAAGUCGCCACGUACGCUUACGGUGUGCCACUUUAGAAAAGGCACGGAGAUCUGCAAUUACAGUUACUCCAACACAAUUUUGGCUGUGAAACUCAACAGAGCGAGAUUGGUGGUAUGUCUGGAGGAAUCGUUAUACAUUCAUAAUAUACGAGAUAUGAGAGUGUUGCACACAAUUCGCGACACUCCACCUAAUCUAACAGGCCUUUGUACACUUUCGCCAAAUAGCGACAAUUGUUAUGUGGCUUACCCGGGAUCGAAUACGAUCGGGGAGGUCCAGAUAUUCGACGCGAACCACCUUCAAGCCAAAACGAUGAUACCUGCACACGAUAGUCCAUUGGCAGCGAUCGCUUUCAGCUCGAACGGCACCAAAGUGGCGACAGCCUCUGAAAAGGGCACCGUUAUCAGAGUCUUUGACGUCCACGAGGGUACAAAGUUAUUCGAAUUUCGACGCGGAGUUAAGAGAUGCGUCACGAUAAACAGUCUCUCUUUCAGUAUGGACUCGAUGUGGCUCUGUUGUUCUAGUAACACGGAAACCGUGCAUAUAUUCAAAUUGGAAGAACCAAAGGAAACGCCAAACAAACAAACUGCGGACGAAGCACAAAGCUGGAUGGGAUAUUUGACGAAGGCUGUGACAGCGUCGGCUACGUACCUGCCGUCGCAAGUGACUGAUGUUUUUACUCAAGGACGUGCUUUCGCUAGCGUCCACCUACCGUUUCAAGGUUUAAAAAAUGUCUGUGCCAUCACUGUAACGCAUAAAGUACCAAAACUGUUAGUAGCUAGUGCCGAUGGUUACUUAUACGUCUACUCCGUGGAUCCGACAGAAAGUGGAUGCUGCACCCUUAUAAAACAGCACAGAUUAGACGACAAAGAGCGAGAUGAAUCAGAUUGUGGCGGUUCUGGUUCGGGAGCAACGGCUACCGCGAAUAAUACAAAUACAGCCUGCAUAAAUAGCUACGCGGGUGUGUUGCGUGGCCGCUCGCCAGACUCCAUGUCAGGUACUGAGUCAGAGAAGUAUCAAGAGAUGAUAGCGGCAACGGAAAGCCCACCGAAAGGCGGCGGCCCGUUUCGUCUGGACGAUGACACCGAAUUCCCACCUGUUACGCAAAGGACAGACUGAGCAUAGCACACACACAUAGUUAAGGCAUAUCAAAAGCUCAAGCCGAAACGGGAAUGCGAGUAGCAACGUGCAAGAGCAACGAAAGAGGCGAAGGGGGCACAGAGUGCAGAGAGAGGACGUCCAGUAUUUACAGACGGCCGUAUAUCCAGUACUCCGAGAGUUCAGUAGAACCAAAAAAAAAAACAUAAAAGAAAAUCUAGUAGGCGAUAUUACCGAGAUUGUUGCGUUAUCUUGUAAACGCGUCAAAGAUGUGUGCACGCUAAAUUAGGAAGAUCGAUUUUUUUUUAUGCUAAACGAUGCGUACAACAGUAAAAAAAGAAAAAAGACAGCACCGUUGGAUAACUUUCUCGGUCAUAUUACUGAGCUGUUGGAACUUUAAGCGGAAUUUCUUUUAUUAUUAGUUGAAUAUGCAUUGCAUUUGCAAAGGAAAUGCAAUAUCCGCGCGGAGAAUAUAGUAAUCCAAUGAUAACGAUUUUUUGAGAAGCGUUUACCACGGAAAUUAUGCAAUAAGAUAUCUUUUACCAAGCGUAUACAGAGGGUAUAUAUUAUAACAGCGCGAAGUAUUGUACUCUCUAAUACUUCUGUGUUUUAUAUAUACAAGUACCUUGUAUAGAAAACGUGCGUUUUUAUUGUAGCCUAAGACGGCUCAGGAUAUUCCAAUGUCGGAAAUCACGGACCAGUGCAUAUUUUAACGAAUGCUAUUUUCUGAGCAAUUCAGAAAAGCGAUAAUUAUUAUUUGUCUAGGCUUUCAUGCGUAUACGAGUAUUUUAUCAACAAAAAAAAAAUUAUUUUAGUUUUAGGAACACGGAGACGAAAUACUGUGAAGAAUAUUCGGUCUACUUGUAUAAUUGCUGAAAACGAAUAUGAUUUAUUAAAAGACUAUGUAAUUAUGUUGUAAAUAGAUGAUGAGCAUCAAACCCAACUCAAAUUCUGACAUAUUUACGACUAAUGUAUUUUAAAUGAAUUCAUGUUAAUAUUUAAUAUUUAUAUAAAUUAUGUUUAAAAAUCGAUAUAAACAAAAUUGAAUUUCUGCCCCUUUUUACUCUCCCCCCAUCACAUGAAACCUGCGAAAAUAAAAAUUGCGGAAUAAAUUUUGCUAUGUUUAAACACACGUUUGAACUCGCGACAUAAAACUCUGAUUCGUUGCACGUCUCAUUGGAUUGCUAUAUUUUAUGACGAAAUCUUUGUCUUCUUUGUGUUCAACAAAGAAAGCUCAUCUUCUUUGCGAGUGAAGAUGUAAAGACGUAUAAAUAUGUGUGGUAAAUUGUCGAACGAUGAGCUUCAGCUCUGUAAUUCUUGUAUAAAAUGUAAGAUCCUUCGACAUAUAUGUUAGCUUCUUGUAGAAAAAAUGUUAUAAAACAUGAUCAGAUUGUAUAAUUUUGCCAAAAACAAUAUCAAUUUUGUAACGAUAUGAUACUUGUUGGCAUUUAGAGUUUCAAAAAGUACUUCAGUCUUUUACGUGAUAACUACGGGACAAUGAAGUAUAACGACAAACGAUAACAAAGACAAAUAUAAGAUAUUUAAAAUCGCGGAAAAAAGGGAUUCAUUCCAUCUUUCUUAAAAUCCGAAAUCAUUCUAGGCACAUUAUCUCACAUUGAUACACAGGAUAAUUUUUCAAAAUUACGCGCACUGAAUUCAAUGAAAGUUUUUGUAUCCGUUAUAUCAGACGUUAUCAUGCUGUAUCUUAAUGCUUUGUAUCAGAUUAUGUAUAAUAUAUGUAAUCGUAUCGCGAAUGUGCAAUAAGUCUCCUCGAGCGCUUUUUCAAGUCGAUUAUUGAAAAUUGUCAUGACAUUGUAAUUUAUAUAAAUAGCUAAUUAACCGUAGAAACAGAGAAUCUUCGGUAUAUACAUAUAUAUUUGCGUUUAAUACCGAGUUGGUUAGUAGUCGAGCUUGAUUGUGAAUAAAAUCUCUCCAUUAAUCGGUGCCAAUUUACCGGAAUAGAAAAAGACGACACUGGCGCUGGGCGAAAGGUAUUUUGUUGUUGUAUGAUUAAGUGAAAGCACAGCUAAAACCGUUUCUUUCUUCAUGAUCCUUCGUAGCGUAUUAUGUAAUUUAAUACGGAUCUUAUAUAUCUCUUCGAUUAAAAGUUAGAAAAUUUUUCUUUCGUGUGAGAACUGAAGCAUUCGGCGCGAUCGCGAGUAUGUCAGUAUCGUAGAUCCGUAAAUGUGUCAUGUCGUUACGGCGGUUUUAUACUAACGAAUUUUAUUUGGUAAAUAGUCUUACUUUUAUAAAGAUAAAUUAUAAAAGCGUUAAAAUAACCAAUGUACAUAUAAACGUGCUAAGGUUUAAGCUUUGAACGUCAUUGCGUAUGAAGUUUCUUAUUAACACACGUGAUUGUGCUGGUCUGCAAAUGAAAAAGAAAAAAAAAAGACACUGUGAGUCUCCUUGUCUACGAUUGGUUCGACAUCCCAUUUUUAUUUGUAUUUAAAUAAAAUUGCUGACGAUUUUUUUAUGAAUCAAUUGCUUUCUUCAUUGAAAAUUUGCGUUAUCACAACUCUGUUCGUAUGAAAACAAUAUCUUGCUGAUAUUAUCUCGUAUAAAUGCUGCGCAGGAUUAGCGAUAUAAUCGUUACAGGUUUACGAAUGAAAAAUAAAUACGACUUUUCAUGAUUUUACCGAACCACAUCUUUAGCAUUUGAAUUGACAUUCCUGUUAUGUACAAAACCCGUUGUUUUCAUAAGGAUAAAUAAAGCAGGAAUUGAAAGUA
Wasmannia auropunctata (little fire ant) is the source of this 4602-nucleotide messenger RNA. RefSeq names its product WD repeat domain phosphoinositide-interacting protein 2 (gene Atg18a). Gene Ontology annotation, cellular component: phagophore assembly site membrane; extrinsic component of membrane; cytosol. NCBI's taxonomy places the organism in Eukaryota, Metazoa, Arthropoda, Insecta, Hymenoptera, Formicidae. The record is from RefSeq and is a predicted model, not a curated record. Bases 535 to 1896 code for a protein of 453 amino acids. The transcript has 11 exons. Gene Ontology annotation, biological process: protein localization to phagophore assembly site; autophagy of mitochondrion; protein lipidation. Gene Ontology annotation, molecular function: phosphatidylinositol-3,5-bisphosphate binding; protein binding; phosphatidylinositol-3-phosphate binding.